AUGGGCGCGGGGAGCUUCCGCGCGUGCUUCUUUCCGCACAGCGGAAUGGUGGCGGGGGACUGGGACCCCGAGGACAUGGCCGAGCGCGCGGAGCGCAUUCACCGCCUGCGGAGCAGACGGAUGAAGGGGGCAGGGGAAGGGGGGACGGCGGAGGAAGUGGCGGAAGAUGCGCAAGGGGAACUGGGGAGCGGGGAAGCUGGGGGGAGCUCCGGGAAAUCGCCGCGGAAGGGGGGAGUAAGACAAGGCAACGGUAACAAGGACGAAGCAGAAAGGAAAGAGCAGGGAGCAGCUGUUGGCGGUGGAGAUCCUAAUAGCGCGGAGGUUGAUAACGAGGAUGACCAAGGCAGCGACGAGGGCAUGGCUUUAGACGAUGAAAUCCGCGAGCCGAGCUCGUUAAUGGAAGCAAUAGCUCUUAGGCGGUCCCUGCAGCGAGUAAGGGAUGAGGAGGACGCAGGGAGGGUUGACUGCGGCGAGAGGGGAAGAGAGGGAAUGGAAGGAGAGAGUGGGGGAGGUAACGGGGAGAGGGAUGCGCGUGAGGCAAGGGGGGGUGCGAUUCAGGGCUUGGGGAUUCACGGAGGGGGGCGAAAGGGGGAAGGUGUGGCGGAGGCGGGGAGAGAGGAGGUAUGGGGAAGGGAGGGAGAGAGGGAGAAGGAAAGGGUAGGGCAUGGGGAGGGGAUGGUGUGUGAGAGGAGGCGGAGCAGGAGCGGCAGUGGGAGUGUGAGGAGCAGUCUGUGUAGCAUAGAGGAGGAUGAGGGGGACAACGCUGAUCGUAGCACAGCUCUUUCCACUCAUUCUCGAGAUGUCUUUUCAAGCCACGCUGCUGCAAGUAGCGCAUCUGACACUAACGAUUUUCCAGUGGCGAAUGAUGCGGCAUGCAUGAACCUGGGAGGAAUGGCGGGUGAUAAGGAAGGAAAAGAAGGCAGGGAAGGGCAGGUAGGUUCGGAAGGGACGGAAAGGGCGGAAGGGCAGGUGCCACCUGGGGCAGGGCGUAUUGCUGAAGGGCGGUUCCCAGACAUGCCGCCGGCAGGGCACAUGCGGGGCCGAGGAGGGAGUGAAGGAGCGGAGCUGGUCCGCGUUUCACCUGGCAGAUCACCUGGCAUGUCGCCUGCCUUUUCACCUGGGCAUCCGGCUUCGCCAACUCCUGCGUUUUCACCUGGGCACUCACCCUCCGGGACCCCUGCCCGAUCACCCCUGCGCCCUCCCCGCCCAUCUCGGUCGUCAUCUCUCUCAGAAGGAAGGCUGGAAGUGAAGCAAGAUGGUCGCUCAGGCAGCCCUGCUGCUGCCCGUACCCAAUCCAUAUCAGCCUCGGCAUCAGCCUCGGUAUCAGCCUCGGCAUCAGCCUCGGUAUCAGCCUCGGCAUCAGCAUCGCUGUCGCCAUCCAUGUCCCCAUCACGCCUCCUAGCAGGCAUGCCGUCGCACCCCUCGCCAAAUAUCCCCGUGUCCAAGUCUGGAUUUGAUCUCCCCCCUGCCGCCCACUCUUGGGCACCCGCCACCACCUCACACGCCUCCCCUCCUUCCUCCCACUUCCACCUUGCUCCCUCCGUUACACAGCAACAGCAGCAGCAACAGCAGCAGCAGCAGCAGCAUCAUUCCAAGUCACUUUUAGAUGGGGCAAGCACCACUGUAGAUCCCAUGGUGACUGUAAGGAGGGUUCCCAGGGUCCCGGGGGGCAAGGGGGGCUGGAGGGACGCUGCUGCUGCAGGAGGAGACGAUUUUGGGCUUGGAACCUCAGGAGGUUCGGCAGAAACAGGUUCGGCAGCGGGAGGCUCGGGACUCCGAGGCUCGGUUCUGCAAUCCCGGUCGUUCCGAGGAGGCUCGGCCGGAGCUGCGAUGGCUGCAGCUGCAGCAGCAGCGGCAGCGGCUGUAGCAGGUGGGGGUGGGGCAACGGGUGCUAAUAGCCCGUUGCUGCAGGCUAAGAGAAGACAGGCAGGAUCAAGUUCUAUGAGAGGGAAGAGUUUAGCAGCGUUGGAUUUUGAAAGGAUGCUGGCGAGUGGGGGAGUCGAGAGGAGAGGGGGCGGUGAUGGUGGUGGUGGCGCUGCUGGUGGUGGCUUGGGUGGUGGUAUGGGAAGAGGAGUGGAUGGAGAGGGGGAGGAUUCGGAGUGGGAAGGGAGAUUGGAGCUCGAGGAGUGGGAGAGGGCGAGUGGGAUUGGAGUGAGGGGGAUUGGAAAGAGGGUCAUUGGAGUGAGGGAGGCGGGAGUGAGGGAGGAUAAGGCAGGAGGUGAAGGGCUUGGGGAGGAGGAGGUUCGAAGACCACCAGGGGACGCACUGUUGCUUCCAGCGGAGGCUGGCCAGUCAGCAUUCGAGGGGGCAAUUUUUGAGUUGACCCAAAAGGUUGGGGAGGAGGAGGUUCGAAGAUCACCAGGGGAAGCAGUGUUGCUUUCAGCGGAGGCUGGCCAAUCAGCGUAUGACAGGGUGGGUGGGGGACUUGGAUGGGAGACUCUGGGGGAAAAACGUGAUGCAGGGAGUUUGCAAGGGGGAGAGAGGAGUCUGCAAGGGGGAGGGGAGAGUUUGCAAGGGGGAGGGGGGAGUUUGCAAGGGGGAGUGGGGAGUUCGCAAGGGGGAGGGGGGAGUUUGCAAGAGGAAGAGGGGAGUUUGGCAGUGCAGGCGUGUGGAAGCAGAGAGGAGAUUUCUUAUGGGGCGCCUCAAAAGUCGUCUGCUGCGUGUGAGGGGAGUGAGAGUGGAGGCCGAGAGGGAGGAGGCGAAGUGCAAGGCGUGGUGGAGGAGGAAGAGGAUGAAAAGAGUAGGGAGAGAAGGGAGAGGAGGGAGAGGAGGGAGAGGAGGGAGAAGAAGGAGAAGGAGAGGAAAGAAAGAAGAGAGAAGGACGGAGAGAAGAGGGUGGAAAAAGAAGCAGCGACUGCAGGGAUUGGAGGGGAAGAGGGAGGAGCAGGACAGGAAGUGGGGGGAGUGAGGGAGGGAGAGGGGGGAGUGGGGGAGGGAGAAGGGAGAUUGGUGGGAGGGGAAACGGAGAGGGACGGGGACAGGAGUGCGGCAGUGCGUGUAUUAAGUGGUAGAAGUGAUAGUGUGGGAAGUGGCAGUGUGAUAAGUGACAGUAUGAGGAGUGAUACUAUGAGAAGUGAGGAUAUCAAGAGAAGCAACACGAUGAGAAGUGAGACGAUGAAACGGAAUAGCAUGAGAAGUGAUAGUAUGAGAAGCAACAGUGGCAAAGCUCUAAGGAAGAGCAGGAGUACUAAGGGUGAGGAUAGGGUCAAGACAGAGAAGAAGCACAAGGUAAAGAAAGCCACCAGUGGCGAUGCUGCUGUUGCUAUUAGCCCUAGCAGCAACGCAUCAAGGUCUGUAGAGAGGACUGACAGUAACGCAGCAAGCUCUAUAACGAGGACAGAGAGCUCUGUAACGAGGACAGAGAGCAAUGCGAGUACUAGCUUCGAUACAGGAACUUGCGGUAGCAUCAGCCCCAUGGAAAGCCCUAGCAGUAGCUGGAAGGAGGGUGACACUAGUGGGCGGGAGCUUGGCAGGAGCGCGAGGGAGCGUGGUGGUAGCAGGAGGGAGGGCGGCAGUGGUAAGGGAACAGGGGAGGUUGUGAGUCCCAGCAGUGGUGAUGGGAGGAGGAUAGGGAAGAGUAGUAGUAGGGGAACGGGGCAGAUUGUGAGUCCGAGCAGUGGUGACGGGAGGAGGAUGGGGAAGAGUAGCAGCAGACGGAAUGGGGUUGCUGGUGGGGAUGAGGAGGGCGGAGGUGAGGUUUCAUCUAGGAGAAGGAAAGAUGGGAGGAGGGAAGGGAGGAAGGAAGGGGAGAAAAGGGAUGGGGGAGGGGACGGGAAGGGGAAGGAUGCAAAGGGGAAGGAGAAGAGGGAGGAAGUGGAGAGAUUGGAAGAGGAGAAAAGAGGAGGGAAAGAAGAGUGUACGAUCGAAGAGGGCAGAAUUGGAGGGGAUAGGAUUCAAGAGGAUAGGGAUGAGGUGGAGGGGGGUGGAGAGGCAGAAUCAUCGGAAGGUGUGAUAGAGUGGACCAAGCUAGGAGUCGUGAAAGGGAGGGAGAAGACGAGGGAGAAAGAGAGAGAGCAGGAGAGGGGGACAAGGAGAGAGAAGGAGAGAGAGAAAGGGAGAGAGAAAACAAGAGUGGGGGAGGCAGAGGAGGGGAGUGUAGCAGAGGGAGAGGGAGCAGCAGAGGCAGCCACCACUGAAGCUGGGCUGUCUGGAAAACUCACAGAGGGAGCAACUCCUGCUGCUGCUGUUAUGCCUGGUUUGCCUCGAGAUUUCACCAUGGCAGAUUUGGGCGCUUCUCCUGAGACGUCUCAACGGGGUGCUGCUGCUGUCAUGCCCGGUUUGCCUCGAGAUUUCACCAUGGCAGAUUUGGGCGCUUCUCCUGAGACGUCUCAACGGGGUGCUGCUGCUGUCAUGCCCGGUUUGCCUCGAGAUUUCACCUUGGUGGACCUGGGCAAGCCUUUUGAGUCCGCUGAAAAGGGUGCUGCUGCUGCUGCUGUUUCUGUACCGGGUUUACCUCGGGAUUUCACUAUGGCAGAUUUGGGGAAGGCGGGGCCAGGAGUGGGGUUAACAGGGUCAAGUGGGUCAACUGGGUCAACGGGUUUUUCAGAGCUAGCAAGUCCAGCAAAUUUAUCAGGUUCAACCGGGUCAACGCAGGUCAACAGCAUACUGGUCAAUGACGGACAGGUCAGCAACGGCAGCGGACAGGUCAGCAACGGACAGGUCAGCAGCGGCACGGACGAGUUUGACUUUGUGAGUCCAUUGCUUUCAGUGCGCGUCCCAGUGCGCCCCCUCUCCUCGCUCUCCACCGUAUCUAACACCUCAGAACCCCAUUCUGAACGCUCAGUACCCCCCUCCACCGCCACAGGACCUCUUACUGUUCCAGGCGAGGAACUGAGAGGAGGAGUCAUGUCCCAAGGGAGGCCAGAGGUGGAAGAAGAAGCGGACGCUCAGGAGGGGAUGGGUUCAGAGCUCGUGUUCAAAGGCAAGAAGAUUCGAGUGAGAAGCGAGCAGGAGCAAUGCGAUGCUCACAGUGGCCAGGAGGUGCUGGCCGAGCAGCGCGAGCAGGGCGCGCAGGGCGAGCAGGGCGAGCAGGGCGAGCAGACCUGUGAGGCGCCUCAAAAGCAGGCAGAGCAGGGCAGACAGGAUGAUGAGCAGGGCGAGGGCGACCCUAUGACAGGCGGUCUCCAAGCCCCUCAACACGAUCCCCACCUGCCUCCUCUCAACACGGUUCAGCCCACCACUCGCCCCACCAGUUCUGGUUUCCAGUUCCGCCCUCUACUCCUCUCAGCCCCCUCGGAUUCCCCAGGCCCCUCAGGCCCCCCGGGUUUCGCAGGCUUCUCAGGCUCCUCCCAGCGCUCUUCUCCCCCCACACCCUUUGGCUUCACCGGCACCAGCAGCAGCAGCGGCGGCGGCGGUGGCGGCGGUGGUGGGGGUGGUGUGAGUGGUGUGAGAGAUGGGCAGCACUGGGAUCAUCAUGGGCCUUCAGGUGCUGCUGCUGCUGCUGGGGGUGGGUUUCUAGCAGGGGGUGCAGCAGGGAGCAGCAGUAAGUGGCAGUGUGGUCGGGAGUUUGGGCCGAUAGGGGCGGCUAGAGUGAGGGCUCAGAGGUGCAGGGAGCACUGGACUCUGCUGUUCAUGGAUCUGCUCGAUCUGAUGCUCAAACGGACGGCUGGAGAUGAGUCUGUGGACAAUGAGGGCGAUCUGAUGGUGAAUCGGACGGCUGGGGAUGGGUGUGUGGGUGGGGAGGGGGGUGGUGGUGGUGUAGGGUGGGGGCAUGAGGGGAAGCGAUGGGAGGGGGGUCAGGAUGAGUGGGUGACUGAGGAUGCUUGUAAGGGGUAUAAGAGGGGUGACGAAGGGGAGGAGGGUAGAGAGGAGGUGUAUAGGGAAGCAGACUUAGCAGGGUUAGGGUUCGCACGCAUUCAAGAUGACCUGGCUGAAGCUGCUGGGAUGCUGGCAGGGGUGGGGCCGGGGUCUGCUUUUGAGUCGACUCAAAAUCUAGCAGGGGUGGGGCCGGGGUCUGGGAGACAGGAGGAGACGUGUGGGGGGGAUGAGGUGGGGAGCGGCGUAGUGUUAAGUGGGAGGGAAGCUGGGAACGGGAACGGGGGGAAGAGUGGUGGUGGGUUGGCUGGGCCUGUUUCCAGGCCUCAACGGUGGCUCAGCAUGGAAGCUGGUGCAGUUGCUGCUGCCGGUGCCUAUGGCAGUGGUAGUAGGGGCAGAGGAGCGGGGGAGCGUGAGGGGGACGAGGAGGAGGAGGAGCAGGAGGGGGCGUAUGGGAAGUCGCUGACAACAGCAGCAGUGGAAGGGGGCAGCGGCCGCAUGGCCUAUGCAGGCGACGGGAGGGGGCGAGGGGUGGGCAGAGGCAGAGGCGGGGAGGAAGGGGCGGGGAGAGGGGCAGAGGGGCGGCCUGUGCUGGCAGCACCUGCAGCAGCGGCGGCGGUGCGUGUGUUUGUCGUCGAUUUCGCCCAAGGGUCUGCUGACGCACCAAUAGCAGGAGCAGCGAAUCUCCCCGCAGCUGCACCCCCAACACCACCAGCAGAGCGGGGAUACACAGACCAGUUCCUCGCCUCGCGCUGCCACCACGACAACAUCCUCGUUUUUGUCGGCCUCGCUGCAGCGGUGAGCGUGUGGCGCCCCGCUACAGCCGCCCUCAUUCUCCUGCGCCUGCUCGACCGCAUCGCCUUCUUCGAGCUACAGCUGGAGCGAGAGCAGGCUGUAGCGGCAGCUGUAGCAGCAUCCGCAGCUGUUGCUGCCGCCGGCGCUGGUGCUGGUACUGGUGGUGGUGGUUAUCAAAGGCUGGGAUCGGUUAGGGGAGGAAGUGCAGGUGCAGCAGGGGGGGGAGUGGGGAGCUUGAGGGGCUCUCCUCGUGCCGCUGUGCCUGUGUCACGGUCCUUUGCACCUAUCGGUCACAACCGCACACCCAGCAUGCAGUUAAUGCAGCAGCAGCAGCUGAUGCUUCUUCAGUUCAACCCAGACGCAGACGAACCUGUUUCUCACAAAUCCACCGCUCUGCACCCCUCUCACCGACCCCCCAGCUCGAGCUUCGGCGGCGCCACCUCCGGCAGAGGCUCGGAGAGUUCCGAAGCUGUCUGGGAACCCAUGUCCCUAGCAGCUAUGGCAGAGGUAGCACUAGCAGAAGGGCUUGCAGCUGCCACCCACUCGAGCCUGGAGGAACGGUGUGAGGAGCAGGAUCGGCUGUACCUACAGCUCAGCCUCGGCCCGGGCCUGCUGGGGAUGACCCUGGCGGCGACGAUGAGGGAACUUGAGCAUAUACACCCGGACGACAGCAUGGCAAUUGCGAGUCUAGCCCAGGAAUUAGGGUUAGACGAGGCGGCGUUUCAUGCCGCACUGAGGGCCGUUUCCAGUGGGAGGCUCAAGGCUGCUGGGUUCGAUCGGGUGAUUGGAAUGGUGUUUACAGGUAGAGGGGUUGAGUCGGUUACAAUGCGGUUUGCUAGGCUGGCUGCUGCGGUGAAAACGGCCCAGUUCUGGGGGUCUGGGGGCCCUGGGGCGGGAGAGGGGGCCCAUCUCUCUCCCCUCUCCUCUCCUAAUACAGGAGGGAGGAGUGCUGGGGGAGCAGCGCAAGGGGGGAGGAGCGCAGGAGCAAGCAGUAGUAGAGGUGGGGGGACAGGCUCAGACGCUGCCGUCAAGGCAGAUCCAGAUAUUACCUCCCCUAGAGCAGCAGCAGCAGCAGCAGCAGCCAAAGCUGCCGCCUCUGAUCCUCUCUCCCCCUCUUCCACUUCCUCUCCUGCUCUCUCUGGUUCAACAGUUCCCUCAGCCUCCCCCUCCCCGUCUCUCUCCGCGGCUGCUCCUGGUUGGGCUGCUGCUGCCUUUGCAGUUGCCUCUAGUUGGGGCUCUGCGCUUGCCUCCCAGGCUAGUUCCGGAGCUGCAGCUGCAGCAGCAGGCUCGGGGAAAGGCUCGGCGACAGGGUCGGUGGGUGGGUUGUGGGCGGCUGGCAGAGCAAGCGCUCCUGGGGUUAGUGCUAGCUUAAGCGGUGCCUCAGGUGGUUCUUCAGGUGGUGCCCCAGGUGGUCCUUCAGGUGCCGGCAACAAUGCUGAUGCCACUGGUCCAAGCGCUGGUGGUAGUGGUGUCGAACUGGUAGUAAGGGAGGGGAGGAGGCGGGGAGGGAGCGAAGGCGAGGUGGGAGCAUGGCUCAGCGAAGGGGUGGCAGCAGAGGAGGGGCGGGAGGACGGGGAGGCAUUAUCUGGUGCGGGUAGAUCCAAGCCAGGGCACGCCCGGGGCAAGAGUGACAUUCCUACGCUGUGGCUGGGGGGAGGGAGCGGCACCAGCGGAAGUGGCACCCUUUCUUCCCCUUCUGCUGCUGCUGCUGCUGCAGCAGGGGGAGGAGGAGGGGCGAGAGGCUGGGCUGGAAGUUUCUUCUCCAGCACCCCCCACGGAAGCCCGAGAGGUGCUGGCGGUGCUGGUGGUGCUGGUGCUGGCGCAGCAGGGAAUUGGGGGGGAGCUGCUGGGAUGGGCCCAGGCGGGGGUCUAGGAGGGGGGAUGGGAGGCGGAGUGGGUAAGACUGGCACUGGCACCGGCAUGGGCACAGGCCUGGGCAGUGGCACGGGUACGGGCAGCAAGCCGUCGAGUGCGGUGUUCUUGACUCCGCGCACCUCCCAGCAGAACUCGUACGUGGCGGAGUUUGUGGAUGCGAUGCUGCGCAGCGAGGUGAUGCGCCGGCAGCACGCGUGGGCGUACGAGCUGCUGCUCAACUUCCUCAGGAUCAACAGCCGAGGGGCGCCCAUGGAGGAAAGAGAGCUCAACCUCUGCGCGCAGGUGCUACUCACCAAGUGGCUGGGCGAGGGCGAAGUUGGUGAGAUGGAGGAGAGGGCAGUUCACAAGAUUGAGGGAAUGGACGACCCGGGCGUGCAGGUGGGGUGGCCCAUGUGGGUGCGCGUGGGCCGCCUCGUGGAGCGACAGUACGACCUGCCGCGCCUGCUGCGCGCCAUGCAGAGCCUCUCCAUCUGGUUCAACUAUGAUGAACUGGAGGAGGACGGCAAGUGCAGCAGUGCCACUGUCUCUUCUGUCUUUGACUGGGGCCUCGCCGGCCUGCUACAGGACCUGCCGCCCGGAGACGACGCCGCCCAGUCGCUGCUGGACGUCCUCGACCCAGAAGAUGACGAAUGGAUCGACGUCUCGCUGGCCGUUGCCGCCCGGAUGGCGCUGCCGACCGGCAACUGGUGGCCGGUGCAGGGCGGCGGAGGGGUGGCAGGGUUUGUCGCCAAGCUGCUCUCUCUGAUAGAAGAAUGCGGUGAGCCCACCCCCCAGCAGCAGAGCAGGGCUGUGCAGGUGGCGCUGAGGCUGUGGAGCUGGGCCAUGCCCAAGCGGGAGCAGCUGCAGGAGCAGUGUGAGACGGAGGAGGAGCUGAUGGAGGUGUGGCAGCGGUCGGCCUCAGCCAUAUGGCGAUCCGUGGCGUGUGGAGGUAUGCUGCUAGGGGCUGGGGACUGGUUGGGGGGAAGGGGGAAAAGGGCUCCAGUGGUGGGGAGCUGGGGAGGGGAAUGCUCCCAUGCUGAAAACCCCUAUCUACUUCCCUUUCAUUUCAUCUCCCCUUUCACUCCCCCUUUCAGCUCCCCCUUUCAAUUCCCCCUUUCAGAAGCCCCUUUCAACUCUUUCCACUCCCAUUUCACCUCAACCUUCACUCCCCCCCUUCCCAAUCCCCAUCUCAACCCCGAAUCCCGCUCAGAAAUGGCUCCAGAGCCUUGA
This is a messenger RNA of Closterium sp. Naga37s-1, 9633 nucleotides long. The record is from the annotation of a GenBank genome assembly. NCBI's taxonomy places the organism in Eukaryota, Viridiplantae, Streptophyta, Zygnematophyceae, Desmidiales, Closteriaceae.